Messenger RNA from Diutina rugosa, 3678 nucleotides. It is a transcript of the gene NCR1, whose product is annotated as sphingolipid transporter. Gene Ontology annotation, cellular component: membrane. Bases 1 to 3678 code for a protein of 1225 amino acids. The transcript has a single exon. NCBI's taxonomy places the organism in Eukaryota, Fungi, Ascomycota, Pichiomycetes, Serinales, Debaryomycetaceae. The record is from RefSeq and is a predicted model, not a curated record.
AUGAGACCAUUGAUAUCAUUGCUUCUGGUGGCAUCGUUGGCCAGUGCCUUGAUUCUGGGGCAGUGUGCUAUGUACGAUGAUUGCGGGAAGAAGCUGGUGUUUGGCCAAUCGCUCCCGUGUGCUGCACCUCACCCGCCAGUCAAACCCGACCCCGAGGUCGCCACCAAAAUCAAAGCAAUUUGCGGAGAAGAAUUUGAUACGGAUCUUGUGUGCUGUCUGCCCUCCCAAGUCCAGUCGUUGGAGAAGCAAUUGAAGAAAGUGGAUCCAAUUAUCCAGCUGUGUCCAGCAUGCCAUAAGAACUUUUACGAUUUCAUUUGUCAAUUCACCUGUUCACGUAAGCAAGGAGAGUUUAUUAAAGUUGUCAAUACAGAAACUUCCAUUGACAAGCACGAGGAAAUCAUUACUGAGCUUGAUCAAUUUGUGAACCCAGAUUACGCAGAAAAGUUCUAUGACAGUUGCAAAGAGGUGAAGUUUGGUGCUACCAAUGGCAGAGCAAUGGACCUCAUUGGUGGUGGUGCCAAAAACUACCUGCAGUUCUUGAAAUUCAUUGGUGAUGAGAAGCCGAUGUUGGGGGGUCUGCCAUUCCAAAUAAACUUCAAGUACUCACCAGAAGAUGGUUACCUCCUCAGAGGUGAAAAGAGCGAUAUGAAGCUGUGUGACGACAAGGACUAUCGUUGUGCAUGUACCGAUUGUCCGAAACUGUGCCCCAAGCUUCCAAAAUUUCAUAACUACCGCAAGCACUGUACCGUGGGUAGUCUUCCGUGCUUCUCAUUCGCCAUAGCCAUAACAUGGAUCUGUCUUUUGGGAGUUUUGGCAGGAUAUCACAUUUAUUUAGCCAAGACGCGUCUGAUUGGACUCGACGAUGACGAUGGUGACCUUGAAAUUCUGCCCUUGAGUUAUAACUCCAACUCAUUUUUGGCGAAACUUCUGAAAGUUCAGCAGCAAAUGUUGGAGUCAUUUGAGAACUCGUUUGCAAGGCUCGGUCAAUUCUGUGCUCAACAACCUGUGAAAGUGAUCGUGACAAACUUGAUCUUGUGCUUGAUAUUUGCACUGGGUUUGUGGAAGCUUCAACUUGAACAUGAUCCCAUCAAAUUAUGGGUACUGAACCGUGAAACUGAACUUCACAAUAAGCAGUACUUCGAAUCGCAAUUUGGAGAAUGGUUCCGAAUUGAGCAAAUCAUAGUUAGCAGCAAUGACAAGAAGCCUGUUCUUGAUUGGGACGUGGUCAAGUGGUGGUUCCAACGGGAAAAAGAGUUGCUCUCUUUAAAUGACGACUAUGACGAAUUGUGUUAUAAGCCGUUAGGCGACUCUUGUGCUGUUGAACUGUUCACCCAAUGGUUUGAUGGCGAUAUCGAUCGAUUGAGCCGUGAAACGUGGUCAACACUGUUGCGGAAAUGUGCAAGGCUGCCAGUUGAGUGUUUACCUUCCUUUCAGCAACCAUUAUCGCCUCAAUUAUUAUUCGAUGAUGAUGAUCCUACUGAAGCUAAAGGUUUUGUUAUUACAUUAUUGGUGAAUUCCAAUUCUACCAAUUCGAAAUACACUGCUAAGGCUGAACGUUACGAACGAGAACUUUUGAAAUGGGUGUCCAAACUUCACCAUCCCCGUCUCAACAUUGCCUAUUCUACCGAAGCAAGUCUUGAGACUGAGCUCAACAAGCUGCUGAACACUGAUUUCAAUAUCGUUGCUAUGCUGUACUUGGCAAUGUUCAUAUACGUGGCUUUUGCAUUGGGUGGCCAUAUUCCCAAAACCGAGAAUGACUUUGUUCACACGCGCAUCUCGCUUGCACUUGCUGCAGUUGUGAUUAUUAUUCUUCUGGUUUUAGCGCUGGCAGGGUUGUGUGCGUUCUUUGGAAUCAAGCUGACGCUCAUCAUUGCCGAAGUUAUACCUUUCCUUAUUUUAGCCAUUGGCGUUGACAACGUAUUUUUGUUGGUUGAUGGGUUAGAACUGAUUAGCGGGCAGUUCCCCCACGAUUCAAUGGAAAAGCGCGUGGGGAAGAUGCUAGCACGAGUGGGACCUCUGUGUGCAACGCUGGCGUUGAUUCAAAUAGCUUUGUUUGCCCUUGCCACUGCAGUUGACAUGCCUGCAGUGCGUAACUUUGCAAUCUACAGUGCUUGUGCCAUCGCAAUCAACUUCACGAUCCAAAUGACAGGCUUGGUUCUGUUACUCUCACUUGAUCAACAGCGAGUCCAGCUGAAUCGUAUGGACGUGUUCUUUUGGAAGCAUGCACCGAUCCAGCUCAACUCGCCUCAGGGAACUCCUAAAGAAUCGUGGUCCCUUUCUAAAUGGUUCAAGAAGGAGUUUGCCCCCUGGUUACUUGAUCCGACUAACAAACCAAAGAUCGCAACUCUAUUUGUGGUUUGGUUUGGUAUUCUGCUUCUGUUGCUACCCUAUAUCGAAUUGGGACUUGACCAGCGUCUUGCUCUUCCAUCUAAUCUGUAUCUCGUUCCAUAUUUCAAUGCGGUUUACGAGCAUCUUAACCAGGGUCCGCCUAUGUUUUUGGUGGUUCGUGACGCCGAUGUAACCAAACGCCUGAUUCAAAAGCAGCUCUGUGGCAAGUUCUCGGGCUGUGACGAAUUUCUGGUCGCCAACGUGCUUGAAAUGGAGUAUAAGAGAAGUAAAAAGCUGACCAUUGCCCAGCCCGCGUCGAACUGGGUUGACGAUUACCUUGGUUGGCUCAACCCCACCUUGGAUCAGUGUUGUCGAGUUCGCAAAACCAAUCCCGAUGAAUUUUGCCCGCCUUCUGCUCUGCCUCGACAAUGUGAAGUGUGCUAUCACGACAAGACAUACGAUCUGUUUAUGAAUGGAUUCCCUCAAGGUCAUGAGUUCAUGCAUUACUUUGAGGCGUGGAUUUCCGCUCCCAGUGACCCAUGUCCCUUGGGUGGUGCUGCUCCAUAUUCGGGAGCCAUCAACUGGAACCUGCUGGGCGUAGAACUGCUGUUUUUCCGCACGUUCCAUACGCCGCUUCGACUGCAGUCUGACUUUAUUGUUGCCCAUCGCAACGCCAAAAGAAUCGUUAAAGAAGUUAGCGACUACCACCCACUGUUGGACGUGUUUGCAUACAGUCCGUUCUACAUCUACUUCGUCCAAUAUGAUACCAUCGUUAAGCUCACGCUGGUAUUACUUUCAGUGGCGGCCAUCCUAAUCUGGGGUGUCGGCGUUAUCACCAUUGGUUCAGUAUCUCUGGUGCUGGUUAUGGUUGCUGUCGUGGUAAUGAUCAUUGUAGGUGUUGGCGGAGCCAUGGCGAUAUGUGGGAUUCUGUUGAACGCCGUAUCGCUUGUGAAUCUAAUUAUCUGUGCUGGUCUUGCCGUGGAAUUCUGCAUUCACUUAACUCGAGCUUACACAACGUCGGUCGUGUACGACUCCGACGAGGCGCUGUUGUACCGCGACUUAGUGUCUACGGGUAUUAUUGAUGACCCUAAAGCCGGAGUGAACCAGCUCAAAGCAUAUCAGGCACUCACGACUAUCGGCCCGCUGGUGUUACUGGGGAUCACCACCACGAAAAUCAUCGGCAUAGGGGUGUUGGCAUUCACCCGUCUGCAGAUUUUUGAAGUCUACUAUUUCCGCAUGUGGGCACUGUUGAUACUAAUAGCGCUGUUGCAUGCUCUCGUGUUAUUGCCUGUUAUGCUCCUGUACUUCGGCGAUCUGACCAAACCGAAGUACACUAUUGUGCUGAACUAG